ACACCAAACUUCAAAGCACAUGAGUAUCUUGAACAGGUUCAGUUUGAACGUUACGAUUUUUUCAUCAUCAUCGCUUCAGAUCGGUUCAGAGAAUGUCACACUCAGCUGGCCACAGAAAUCAUGAGGGUGGGAAAAAAGUUCUACUUUGUCCGUUCUAAGAUUGACAUAAGCAUUACUGCUGAAAAGAGGAAGAAAAGAUUUGACCAGAAAAAGACACUGGAUAUUAUUCGAGAGGACUGUGAAAAUGGUCUGAAAAAGAUCGGUAUAGAGGAUCCUGUCGUGUUCCUGAUCUCUGGCUGGGAGCUUGGAAAAUAUGAUUUCAGUUUGCUACAGGAGAGGAUGGAAAAAGAGCUUCCACAACAUAAGAGUCGUCUUCUGAUGUUGGCAUUGCUAAAUAUCACCCUUGAUAUUAAUGAGAAAAAGAAGAAAGUUCUAGAGAAAGACAUUAGCAAAGUAGCCUUUCUGUCUGCUUUUUUUGAUACAGUUUACCUUUCUGAUUUAAGGAUUGCCGUGGGUUUUUUAUUCAUAAUACAUGAGCUACAAAAGUACUGCAGUGCUUUUGGUCUUGAUGAUCCAUCGCUGCAGAAACUCUGUGAAAGAUCCGGAAAAAACAUCAAAGAAAUUAAGAGUUUGAUGAAGUCAUCUCUUCAUCAAGGGAUAAACCAAAGUUCAGUUACUAAAUUGCUUGGUGAAUCUCUGUUUGUAAAUCGAACUAGGGUUGAGCAAGUUAUUAUGUGUAUACCCAUUAUAGGCUCUGUGGUUGGGGGAGCAGUGUCUUUUUUGACAGUCGCAAGAGUACUUAAGAGAGCUCUGAGUGAAAUAGCAGAAGAUGCCCAGAAAGUGCUAAUGGCUUCAAUGAAGGCAGAAAACUAGACUUAUAUGAACUUAACAAAUAAAUAUUUGUGAUAGGGCAAGAUAUAGGGAAAGAUUCCCUCUUAUUUUGUGAACUUGUUUUUAAACUGCAUAUGUAGGGGAUACUGGGGGCGGUAGUAACACACUCAAUUCCUCCAAUCAGAAACAAGCUAUCUUAGCAGAAUUUUUCAACAAAAUACUGAUUUGGGGGUAUAAAAGUUACUUUUUGGAUGUACAGUAUUUUUAUGUUAUCUAAAGUUUAGAUGACUGUGAAUUUAAACUUACAUAUAUUUGAUUACUGAGUGAUUGAUAAAAAAAAAAAUUAACACAAACGACCUAUGCUAAUAUAGGUGUGGUUAGCUAGCAUAUAAGAUUUUGUAAUGGCUGCAACAUUGUGUUCCAAUUGCCCCAGAGCCACAUGACCCUUGCAUUUCAAUUAAUAUAUAGCCUUGUCCUUAUUAGUUAAAUAUAUCAAUUGUAUAAUUAAUUAGUGCACCUACAUUUGUUUCUUGUAUCAAAAGAUGGCUAGUGUAUUUCAAGUAGUCUGUGAGUUAUGAAGGAAAAUGUAAAAGAUGUUACAAUUGCCAACGGUUUCUCCCUAGAUACUUACAUUUACAUUUAUUUUAGCUAAGUUAAUGCAUGUGUGGAUGUAAUCAGGACAUUUGGAUUGUUCGAGAAUUUAUGUUUAUUUACAUUUGCAUGUAUUCAGUAGCUUAGUUGUGAAUGCUUUCAGACCGUUUAAUCUUUUGCUUCUUUUGUAUAUCGUUUUGUAAUGAUUCUUACAGAAAUAUAUCUAUUUUGCAAUAAAACAAAUGUUUUAUGACUUUAUAUUUA
This is a messenger RNA of Labeo rohita (rohu), 1686 nucleotides long. RefSeq names its product interferon-inducible GTPase 5. The record is from RefSeq and is a predicted model, not a curated record. Lineage: Eukaryota; Metazoa; Chordata; Actinopteri; Cypriniformes; Cyprinidae. Gene Ontology annotation, molecular function: GTP binding. Gene Ontology annotation, cellular component: membrane. The transcript is spliced from 2 exons. The annotation marks the transcript as partial.